Molecule: messenger RNA, 885 nt
Organism: Opisthorchis viverrini
Lineage: Eukaryota; Metazoa; Platyhelminthes; Trematoda; Opisthorchiida; Opisthorchiidae
Exons: 5
Coding region: 1-885 (294 amino acids)
Source: RefSeq, a predicted model, not a curated record
AUGAUUGGCUGUUGGGUUCAGACUCUCGACCAAUCGGAGCUCGCCUUGACGCCGGACCGGAAAGCAGCCCGAACUUUUGGCCAAUACUGUACGAGACCGGGCACCGAAAGCAAAGUCGCCAACACGCUGUCUCGGAGUGUCUGUGCGAACACAUCAUCUCAGCUGGAUCUGAAACGCAUACACGCAAUAAGGAUGAUGCGUCUCGAGUCUGGAUCAGGCAACAUAACUGAGGAUAGAGUAUUGCCACAAUCCGCAUAUCAUAUUGUUUGCUCGCUGCGUGACCGAACCACAACAUACUUGGUGAAGCAAAUGGAGGCAGAACAACUCAAAGUAAUGUUUGAGCAACAACUGCAACUCAUCAAGUUACUCACGGAGCGACUAUCAACUAUAUCUUCACAGGCUGCGUCGAGCGUUCCACAUUCGGUUGAUGGAAUCGCUGGCAGUAUCAACGAAUUCUGCUAUGAACCCUCAGCUGGCAUAACGUUUGGUGCUUGGUUCCGCCGCUCUGAAGACCUGUUCAGGGUCGAUUUUUCACUUCAUGUUCGCCUCCUGCUCCGCAAACUUGGACCCGCGGAGCCUGAUAAGUACGCUAACUUUAUUCUGCCAAAGUACCUGCGCGAUUUCACUUUUGAUGAAACGGUCCACACGCUUUUACAAAUAUUCGGUGAGCAAACGUCACUUUUCAACAUCCGUUAUCGAUGCAUGAAGCUAGUGAAGAGUGAUGCAGACUACUUCUUCACACAUUCUGCCAUCGUGAACCGGGAAUGUGAACGGUUCAACCUCGGACCGUUAACGGAAGAUGGGAGCAGUAUCAUGAGCAAUCUCCAAAUCGACGAGGAUUUCGUCAGCGACUAUUUGAACGCCACGGCUUUGAAGCUUCUCUAA